AUGAACGAAUCUCAUAUUAACGAUAAUGAAUCGGAUCCAGUAAUACCUGCAGAAUCAACUACAAUCAAAGACUAUGGUAAUAUAGAUCGGAUAAAAUUAGAUAGACAUUUUCGUAGAUUAUGGAGGUCAUUAUUGAGUUUAGAAUCUUAUCCAUUAGUUCUUGAAGAGCAUUGUAAAUUGCUCCAAGAUAGAUUUGAUAAUGAUAAUUCUUUUGAAGAUAAUGAAAAAGAAUACCUGAAAGAUAAACUUAUGGAAUAUCAAGAUAAAUUUAAUCUAGAAAAUCAGACUAACGAAAAAAGGAGAUGUGAAGUUUGUAACCAUUUAACAUGUGCCACUCAAUAUUGCGAAUUUUGCAUUCGGGACUAUUUGGAGCGAAAUUUUGAUAAAUGGAAUUCUGAAAGACUUGAUAGAACACAAAUGAUCGUUUUAAAGGAGUUAAUAGGUUCUAGCAAAGGGGAUGGUGAGUGGCUCGACGAGAUCACAUCUCAUACCUAUAUUGACAAAAUCGCUCAAUAUAUUCUUCCUUGCUAUGGGAUAACUAGAUAUCCUAAAACUGGCAAUUUUAUGUUGGUCUUAAACGUAAUGGAGUCUAAUUUACAACGCUUCUUAAUCGAUAAUGGUAUUAAUGAUAUUUUAACAAUUUGGAGAAAAAUUCGUGAAUUACGAAUAAAGCUUAUUGAAGCCGUAGAUAAAGUUACAGAAAAAGGCGAUAAGUUUUCUGAGGAAAAAUUCUAUAAUAUUUCUAUGCCAAAAAUUAGUUUAACUAAAGAACAAAAGUUCAAAGCGGCAAUGUCUACAAGCCGUCUUCACAAUUUUGGUAAAAUUUCAUCAAAGCCAAUUAACGUUACUUCAG
This is a messenger RNA of Dentiscutata erythropus, 853 nucleotides long. The record is from the annotation of a GenBank genome assembly. NCBI's taxonomy places the organism in Eukaryota, Fungi, Glomeromycota, Glomeromycetes, Diversisporales, Gigasporaceae.